Molecule: messenger RNA, 878 nt
Organism: Alnus glutinosa
Lineage: Eukaryota; Viridiplantae; Streptophyta; Magnoliopsida; Fagales; Betulaceae
Exons: 3
Coding region: 23-679 (218 amino acids)
Source: RefSeq, a predicted model, not a curated record
GAGCCACGAUAGCCACAUACUGAUGCAACAGCUUCUUCCAAUUGCACUGCGUAAGUCAUUGCCUGAUAAAGUUGUUAGACCUCUUGUGGAGAUUUCGGCAUUUUUUAGAGGCAUAUGCUCAACAAAGCUAUCACAAGAAGAUAUGGACCGACUGCAGGGUGACGUCUGUAUCACUUUGUGCAAACUAGAACAGAUAUUCCCUCCAGGGUUUUUUACGAGCAUGGUCCACUUGGUCGUGCAUCUUGUGCGCGAGUGUAGACUCGGCGGACCCGUGCAGUAUAGAUGGAUGUACCCGGCGGAGAGGAGUCUGGGGCAUUUCAAGUCUACUGUGCGCAAUAAAGCGGCUCCUGAGGGGUGCAUUGCGGAGGGGUACAUAGCGACCGAGCUGGUAACGUUCUGUUCAAGGUAUCUGAAUAACGCACCAACAUUCCACAACAGACCUCAGAGGAAUCCUGAUGGAUCCAAGGGGGCGGGCACGCGUGUUACCCUGAACCGGUUGAUAAUGCACCAGAUUCAUCGUUAUAUUGUGUUCAACUCUGAAGAGUUUCACAAUUUGCGGACGAUGCACAAAGACGCGCUUAGGCGAUCAUGCACUAGAGGUCGCAUUACGGAGGCUCUUAUUGAAGCAGAACAUCAUGAGCAGUUCUGCGAAUGGUACCCUGCAUAUGUAAGGAAAUAGUUGUAAUUUUUAAGUUGGAUAAAGUUAUGCGGGUUCAAUAUAAUUACCCAAUACACGUGUUUAAUAUUUGUAAUUAUAACAUAGGUCGAUGGCCUUGACGAUCAACGUAGGGAGGAAUUGGGCCACAACUUGGUUAUGCGUUGUAGAGGGCUGAAGGAGACAGCGGUCAAGUACAACAGGUACGUGGUAAAUGGGAAAU